Austrofundulus limnaeus is the source of this 1017-nucleotide messenger RNA. Its product is annotated as protein-tyrosine sulfotransferase 1. The record is from RefSeq and is a predicted model, not a curated record. Gene Ontology annotation, cellular component: Golgi apparatus. Gene Ontology annotation, biological process: peptidyl-tyrosine sulfation. Lineage: Eukaryota; Metazoa; Chordata; Actinopteri; Cyprinodontiformes; Rivulidae. Gene Ontology annotation, molecular function: protein-tyrosine sulfotransferase activity.
UGUCACAAUCCAGGCCUCAUGGAGCUGUGGACUCUACACCUGCUGGGCACCCGGGAGCUUGAUCCAUGCUUGGUUUUCAGCGAACCCUAAUGACCCAUUAAAGCAUUGUCUUAUGCUUUGCUGGAAGUUAGAGUGGUGACAUCACAUGACCUGCACCAUGUUAGGGAAGCUGAAACAGAACCUGCUGCUGACCUGCCUCAUCAUCACCUUCGUCACGGUCUUCUACCUUGGACGCCUCGCCAUGGACUGCCAUCACCGGGGUGAGGGGCAGCGCAGCCAGUCUGGGGGAGUCCUGCCUCUGUCAGCCCUCGGAGGCAGGAUGCGGACCACUCUACGGACAGGACAGAAUGUCAGCACACCUUAUGUUUACAACAAAGACAUGCCACUCAUCUUUAUAGGCGGCGUGCCUCGAAGCGGGACCACUCUAAUGAGAGCCAUGCUGGAUGCUCACCCACACGUGCGAUGUGGUGAAGAAACACGWGUCAUUCCACGUAUUCUGGCCAUGAAGCAGAUGUGGAGUCGUUCAGGGCGGGAGAAGAUGCGUCUGGAUGAGGCGGGUGUGACAGACGAGGUGCUGGAUGCUGCCAUGCAGGCCUUUCUGUUGGAGAUCAUCGUCAAACAUGGAGAACCUGCCAACUUCCUCUGCAAUAAGGACCCGUUUGCACUAAAGUCGCUUUCCUACCUGGCCAAGAUUUUCCCACGUGCCAAAUUUGUGCUGAUGAUUCGUGAUGGGCGAGCUUCGGUUUACUCUAUGAUCUCACGCAAAGUGACAAUUGCAGGUUUUGACCUGGGCAGCUACCGGGACUGCCUGACCAAGUGGAACCGGGCCAUAGAAACCAUGUACACUCAGUGCCUGGAGGCAGCAGACAAGUGCCUACCACUGCACUAUGAACAGCUKGUUCUCCAUCCAGAGAAAUGGAUGAGGACUCUACUGGAGUUCCUCAAUAUUCCUUGGAACGAUGCUGUUCUCCAUCACGAGGAGCUCAUUGGGAAAGCUGGGGGAGUUUCCCUUUCCAG